AUGCCCCCGAAGAAGAAGGACGCGAAGGGCGGCGGCGAUGACGACAAGCCUCCGCCCCCGCCCGAGCUCCCCGAGCUCACCUCGCACCAGCUCGAGAUGAACGAACGCGCGCUCCACGCGGCGAGGCUUCAGAUUUCCCUCGACGCAUUCCGCACCCGGACGACGUCGCUGGAACGAACCAACGCGGCUCUGAAGGCGGCGGUCGCGGACACGACCCGAGCCACCUCCGACGUCGAAGAGUACCUCACCUGGGAGCUCGCCGCGAGGCGGGAGAUCGUGGACGAGCUUCAGGCGCGGAUCGACGCCAAGACUCGCGAGUGCGAGGGGGAGACGCGCGGGAUGGAAGUUCGCGUCCGUUCGGCGAGGGAACGCGCCGACGGGGAGACGCGGGAGCUCACCGCGCGCGUCGACGCCCUCCGCGAGACGGAACCCGACAUCUCGCGGCGUCGAGAUGACAAGACGCGCAUCCUCGACGGCCUCGCCGAGGUCUCCGAGACCGUCGCGAGGGAGCUCCACGAGAUGAAAACAAACCUGCACGACCUCGAGAGCGCGCUCGCUCGAGAUCGAGAGCGCCUGCGAGCGGAAUCCGCGGCGCGAAUCAAGGCGACGAGGCUCGCGCUCAUGCGACUCACGGACGAGGAGCUGGAGAACACCACGAAACGCGUCAUCGCGCGGAACGAGCGCGCGGCGGUCGAACUCGAGUCUCAAUCCCGCGACUCCGACGCUCUCGUGGCAAAGACGAUUGAAUUGACUGCAGAGCACGAACGGACUAGACGCGAACUCGAGCUGCAGCGGGCGCUGGUGCGCGCGUCGGCGCGCCGGGAGGGUGACUUGCGCGCGUGCGCGGACGCCCUCGCGCGGGAGGUGGGGCGGAGCGACAUCGCCAUCGCGUCCGCGAACGAGGGCGUCGGAACGAGGUCCAACUCGGAGGAUGCCGACUUCGACUUUGACGGCGCCGUCGCCGAGGCGGCCGAGUUGGAGCGCGAGACGGACGCGCUGAGGCUCGGGCUCGAGAGGCACGUCGGCGCGACGCGGGCGCUGGCGAGGAGGGCCGCCGCGUUCGGAACGGGGACGGGGAUUGGGACGAAAAGUCGGCACCCCGGAGCGGGAACGGUCGGGGGGGGCGCGGGCGACGACGUUGAUUGUAACGUUAAUUGGAACGGGGAUGGUCGGGACGUGGACGCGCGCGCGUUCGAGGCCGUGUACGGCUCGCUCCGGGGGUUCGUCGUCAACAACGAGACGCGCUCCUCUAACGGCGGCGGGGGGCGUGGGGCGGGCGUAUCGCUGGACGACCUCGACGCGCGUCGCAGGGCGGCGGCGCUGGAUGUGUUGCACGACGAUUUGGCGGCGGCGUCGGCGGCGAAGCAAGCGGCGACGGAGCAAGCGGAGCACGCGACGAGCGUCCCUGCGUCGACGAAGAGGCGUUUCGCGCCCUCGCCCCCCGCGGCGCCUCCGAGGUGGAAGUGA
Micromonas commoda is the source of this 1467-nucleotide messenger RNA. RefSeq lists its product with no specific name. Gene Ontology annotation, molecular function: microtubule binding. The transcript has a single exon. The record is from RefSeq and is a predicted model, not a curated record. Bases 1 to 1467 code for a protein of 488 amino acids. Lineage: Eukaryota; Viridiplantae; Chlorophyta; Mamiellophyceae; Mamiellales; Mamiellaceae. Gene Ontology annotation, cellular component: cilium; ciliary basal body.